Messenger RNA from Nematolebias whitei (Rio pearlfish), 1372 nucleotides. RefSeq names its product major intrinsic protein of lens fiber b (gene mipb). Gene Ontology annotation, biological process: transmembrane transport. Lineage: Eukaryota; Metazoa; Chordata; Actinopteri; Cyprinodontiformes; Rivulidae. Bases 269 to 1060 code for a protein of 263 amino acids. The transcript has 4 exons. The record is from RefSeq and is a predicted model, not a curated record. Gene Ontology annotation, cellular component: plasma membrane. Gene Ontology annotation, molecular function: water channel activity.
CACAUCCUCUCACACCUAUGUCUUUACGACAGGUGGAGAGAGGCGGCAAACAGCUGAGUUGACUUUACCAACCUGGUUUGCAGUUUGGUAAAGAUUCGCCAAGUGGAUCCAUCCAUCUGAUACACUGGUCAGUUGAGGUAGUUGACUACCAAAAGGAGAUCCUUUUUUUGUGCGUUAUCUUUGACUUUUUAAAAAAGACUGAAACGCCUACAUUCAUUUUCAAAGAAUCGGCUUCAUUUGGUACAAAGCCUCCAAGCGUACAGUCACCAUGUGGGAGUUCCGGUCGAUGAAUUUUUGGCGGGCAGUCUUCGCUGAGUUUUUUGGGACCAUGUUCUUUGUAUUUUUCGGCAUGGGUGCUGCCCUUCGCUGGACCACCGGGCCCCAUCACGUCCUUCAUGUGGCCCUGUGCUUCGGUCUGGCAGCCGGCACCCUCAUCCAGUCCAUCGGCCACAUCAGCGGCGGCCACAUCAACCCUGCAGUCACCUUCGCCUACCUUGUCGGUUCACAGAUGUCAUUUUUCCGCGCCUUCUUCUACAUCGUUGCCCAGUGCCUGGGCGCUGUCGCUGGGGCUGCGGUGCUGUACGGAGUCACACCUGGCAACAUGCGAGGCAACAUGGCCAUGAAUACACUGCAGCCCGGGAUCAGCCUCGGGAUGGCAACCACUGUGGAGGUUUUCCUCACUAUGCAGCUUGUUGUCUGCAUUUUCGCUGUGACGGAUGAGAGAAGGAACGGUCGUCUGGGAUCGGCUGCCCUCUCCAUCGGCUUCUCUGUCACCAUUGGACAUCUCAUGGGGAUGUACUACACCGGUGCUGGCAUGAACCCUGCCAGGUCUUUUGCUCCUGCCGUGCUCUUCAGAAACUUCAUCAACCACUGGGUGUACUGGGUCGGGCCUAUGAUUGGUGGCGCCAUGGGUGCCCUCUUGUACGAUUUCAUGCUGUUCCCUCGUAUGAGGGGUCUGUCUGAGCGCCUGGCCACACUGAAGGGCAGUCGACCCCCCGAGAGCGAGACUCAGCAGGACACUCGUGGAGAGCCAAUCGAGCUCAAAACGCAAGCCCUAUAAACCUGCCCCAGAACCCCCCACCCCACUUUUAUCAAACAGGGAUCCAGAGGGGAUGAGGGACAAGUCUCUGAGCGAUGCCGACCCCACCUCAUCUGCCCCCCAUCUCCACGCCUAACCCAAAGACUAACCCAAAUAUCACUUACAUAUACUAACACGCAGUAGCAUUUCAGGGGGAAAGUGACGCCCCCCCACCCCCCACCCCUCCCAACUCAUUGUGUAUUUGUAAACUGGACAUUGUGUUACUUGGACCAGCAGCUGUUUCAUGUCUCCUUCCCCAUUCUUCUUCCCAGUCAGGUGUAUUUGUCGCCAACA